AUGUCGGAUAGCGAAGAGAACGAUUUUUUCGGUGUCAGUCAGGACCUUGUUCCUCCCGCCCCUAUCAAACCUGCGGGCGCUUCCGAGAUAGAUUUUGACGGCCUACUGUCACCCCCACUCAAACUACAUGAGGACCUGAAAAAUGGCUGCGGCGGUCAACUAUGGCCGGCCGGUAUGGUACUGAGCAAAUACAUGCUGCGGAAACAUCGAGAGGAUGUCGCAGGUAAAGAGAUAGUCGAGCUUGGUGCCGGAGGCGGGCUCGUCGGGUUGGCGGUCGCGAUAGGAUGCAAAGUCGACACCACAUUACAUAUCACGGAUCAAGAGCCGAUGUUCGAACUCAUGAAGCGCAACAUCACGCUGAACGCUCUGGAUCCUCGUGUCAGCGCCUCGAUAUACGACUGGGGAGAGCCGACGCCAUCACAGCUACCAGCACACCCGGACAUCAUCCUGGCCGCGGAUUGUGUAUAUUUCGAGCCUGCUUUUCCGUUGCUGCAAAAGACCCUACAAGACUUGAUCGGCGAUAAGACUGUGUGCUAUUUCUGCUUCAAGAGGAGGAGACGGGCAGAUCUGACGUUCAUGAAGACGGCGCGAAAGAUGUUCCACGUGCAGGAGGUGGACGAUGAUCCUGAUAAGGAGGUAUACUCGAGGGAAAAGCUGUUCCUUUAUCGCAUAACGAAGAAGACUAGUUGA
Messenger RNA from Alternaria ethzedia, 690 nucleotides. RefSeq lists its product as uncharacterized. NCBI's taxonomy places the organism in Eukaryota, Fungi, Ascomycota, Dothideomycetes, Pleosporales, Pleosporaceae. The transcript has 2 exons. The coding region runs from base 1 to 690 and encodes 229 amino acids. The record is from RefSeq and is a predicted model, not a curated record.